AGUGUUUAUGCUCGCCAACAUAAUGUAAAACAUUGUAAACAAUGUUAUCGGUUCACGGUAAAAAUACAAAAGUUAAUAACCGUUUUACCACAAUCGGUGCAGAACAAGCACAAUUAAGCGGAUAAGAAGAGUGUUCUAAAAAUGAGUGCUUUGGAUGUGGAACGAAUAUGCCGGCUAUGCUGCACCAUAAAGUGCCGUAUGCGACCCUUGUUCGAACAACGGCAAGAGUAUCCCCUUUCGUUGCGCCAGAUGAUCUACGCUAUUGCACAGCUAGAGGUCGAUCCCAACGAUGGCAUGCCCCAGAAAAUUUGCUCACUGUGCGUCACCAGCCUGAUGAAGAUGUACAACACUAUCGUGAAUUAUCGGGAAAAUGAUUUGAAGCUAAGGAAGCAAUUUAACCGACCAACCCAAGAGGAUACGGUGCAAGUUGAAGAAAACUACCUUAAACAGGAAGUCGUGGAAGAUGAUGGCUCUGGAUCGAAACCACUGAAACAAGAUGCUGCUGCUGCUGCUGAUGAUGAUGAUGGAAGCAGAUCAACAGAACUAAAUAUCCGUAUAAAAAACGAGCCUCUGGAUGAACACGACGAGGAAAGCCAAGCUACUGUUACAACCCAGAUGGUGACUGUUCAUAAUUGGAAGCCGACUGCUGUUCAAGGAAGGGAACCAAUCCCGAAGCCGAAACGAGGACGACCGCGCAGCAAAGUUGAAGAUCCAAACCGGCCCAAAUUGCACGAUUACAAAUGUUACAUUUGUAAAAGCGAGUCUCACGGGACGGCCGCAGCCCUUUUGGCGCAUCUAAAUAGUGAGCAUAAGGAUCUGCUGCCAUUCACUUGUUCCGAGUGUGUUAUGGAGACGGUGGUCCUAAAAACCCUACUGACUCUGAACGUGCAUCUGCGGCAGCAUUUGAAUCCGGAAAAAUGUCCAUAUUGUGACAAGCGCUAUAUUACCCAAUAUAAAGUCGCUAUCCACAUACAGCAGCAGCAUGGUUCGAUAGAAGAUGACAACGCUCAGUGUCCGACGAAAUGCGAUCACUGUGACGAAGAGUAUCCUUCCAAGGUUUCGCUGAUGCAGCACGUGAAACGCGUGCAUACUGCUCCAGCCCCGGUAAGCUGUGUGGUUUGUGGUGAAGUAUUCCACGGAAGGGCCAAACUACGCUCCCACAUUCAAAGGCAACAUGGUCAGAGUAAAAAGUUUGAGUGCAACAUUUGCCAGAAGAAACUUACUUCGUUGAAAAUUCUACAAUGCCAUUUACAAACGUUUCAUUCGAACUCGAGUCACCAAUUCAAAUGCAGCUACUGCCCGAAAACGUAUAGUACGAAGUCGUCGAAGCGAGCUCACGAAAGGAGACAUACCCGAAACCCGAACUAUAAGGCCAAACAAAAUUGGACGCAGUAUUACACCCCCUUGGAGGGAGAAGAAGGUCUGAAAAAGAAGAAAUGUAAAUGCCACAUCUGUGGGAAGAUUACGAGAAAAAUUACCGAACAUCUACGGAGCAUACAUUUCCCAGUCAAGUUCGGUUGCGAGAUCUGCGGUAAGAGCUUCAAACUGAAGAAUAAUUAUCAGCACCAUCUGACGACGCACGAAUAUGGGAAAAGCCACCAGUGUCCGAUCUGUAAACGGACAUUCGCCAACAAGAGACAACUGGUUCAUCACAAGCGGACGAAACACCGGGAUCAGCCAUUCCGUCGGACCAGGUCGCUGAUCGGGUUGGAGACCGAACAAGGGAACGACGACAAACCGGAGGAACAGAGAUCGUGCAAGGUAGAGGAGGUUGAAGCGGACGCUGAAGUUCGUUGA
Molecule: messenger RNA, 1797 nt
Organism: Ochlerotatus camptorhynchus
Lineage: Eukaryota; Metazoa; Arthropoda; Insecta; Diptera; Culicidae
Product: zinc finger protein 761-like
Exons: 3
Coding region: 142-1797 (551 amino acids)
Biological process (GO): regulation of DNA-templated transcription
Cellular component (GO): nucleus
Molecular function (GO): DNA-binding transcription factor activity, RNA polymerase II-specific; RNA polymerase II cis-regulatory region sequence-specific DNA binding; zinc ion binding
Source: RefSeq, a predicted model, not a curated record